Electrophorus electricus (electric eel) is the source of this 2855-nucleotide messenger RNA. RefSeq names its product discoidin domain receptor tyrosine kinase 2b (gene ddr2b). Gene Ontology annotation, molecular function: protein tyrosine kinase collagen receptor activity; collagen binding; ATP binding. Lineage: Eukaryota; Metazoa; Chordata; Actinopteri; Gymnotiformes; Gymnotidae. Gene Ontology annotation, cellular component: signaling receptor complex; plasma membrane. Gene Ontology annotation, biological process: positive regulation of neuron projection development; positive regulation of kinase activity; protein phosphorylation. The record is from RefSeq and is a predicted model, not a curated record.
AAAGGACCACUGGCUUUGGUUUGCUUUCUUCCCCUGUACGCUCACUGCUCUCUCCGGCCAAAAGAAGACUGCGCUUGGUGUAAUUCAGAGCUCUUGUUACACUUGUCCAUUCAUGGGCUAACGUACAGUGUGGACUUGCCCUUCGGAGCUGCAUUCAUGGAAUUUGAGCCAUAAGUGUGGUGUUGAGAUCAUUUCCGAGUUAAAAUGUUCCAGACAGGACUGCUUCUACUCUUGCUUUUCCUUCUCAGAACAGUGAGAUCACAGGUGAAUCCAGGAGUGUGCAGGUAUCCCCUGGGGAUGACAGGAGGUAAGAUUCAGGAUGAGGACAUCUCUGCCUCAAGUCAGUGGUCCGAGUCAACCGCAGCUAGAUAUGGCAGGCUGGAUUUUCAUGACGGCGAUGGGGCGUGGUGCCCGGACGCCGUGGCCGAGUCGAGCAGCCUGAAGGAGUUCCUGCAGGUGGAUCUGCGCACCCUCCACUUCGUCACGUUGGUGGGCACGCAGGGACGCCAUGCUGAAGGCAUGGGCAAUGAGUUUGCCCAGCGGUACAGGAUCAAGUACAGCCGUGAAGGCAGCCUCUGGGUCUCCUGGCGUGACCGCCAGGGCAGCCAGAUCAUCGAAGGGAACGAAAAUGCCUACGACGUGGUGCUGAAGGACCUGGAGCCGCCGAUCAUAGCACGUUUCGUGCGCUUCAUGCCCGUGACCGACCACUCCAUGACUGUGUGUAUGAGGGUGGAGCUUUAUGGGUGUGAAUGGCUAGAUGGCCUCGUAUCCUACAGCGCCCCCCUUGGUCAUGAGAUGAUCAUACGCGGCCAGCAUGUCAACCUUAAUGAUACUACAUAUGACGGAGCUGUGGGCAUCAGCAUGACAGAGGGCCUUGGUCAGCUCACCGAUGGAAGCUGGGGUCUGGAUGACUUCACUCAGAGCCAGGUCUAUGGCGUCUGGCCUGGCUACGACUACGUGGGCUGGGCCAACGUCAGCUUCCCCAGUAAUGAGGUGGAGAUGAUGUUUGAGUUUGACCGCAUCAGAAACUUCUCACUGAUGAAGGUGCACUGUAACAACAUGUACACAUUGGGGGUGAGAAUAUUCCAGCAAGCUGUCUGUUACUUCCGCUCUGAGUCAGACUGGGAGGAGAAAGCCGUUUCCUUCAAACCCAGAGUGGACAUCAUCAGCCCAAGUGCUCGCUUCAUCACCGUGGCUCUCGGCAACCGCAUGGCCAAUGCAAUUAAGUGCCACUUUGCGUUCAGCGACACCUGGAUGAUGUUCAGCGAGAUUGCUUUCCAGUCAGACAAAGCGGUGUACAACACCUCUCUAGCUCCUCGGAAUCGUGGACACCCUACCAGCCUACACCCAGGACGAAACCCCACCCACAAGACUGACGACAGCAACACGCGCAUCCUCGUAGGAUGUUUGGUGGCCAUCAUUGUCAUCCUAUUGGCCAUCAUCAUUAUUAUACUCUGGAGACAAGUCUGGCAGAAAAUGCUAGAAAAAGCUUUCCGACGGAUGUUGGAUGAUGAACUGACGGCACGUCUCUCAGUUCCUAGGGAAGCCUUCACUAAUUCUUCCACCAGUGAUGCUGAGUCCACAUCCACAUAUGAGAGGGUCUUCCCUCUGGAUUACCAGGAGCCGUGUGGCCUACGAAAAUCACCAGAAUUCCGGGCUACAGAGAAUCUUGUGGCAGUGGGAAGUGUAUCCUCUCAGCAGAUUCUGGGCGACCUUCCGGACAUGGUUCCUCACUACGCGGAGGCGGACGUAGUGAGACAGCAGGAGGUGCCCAGCACCCGUGGUUACUGUAUCGCUGCGGUCGGUGUGCCGCUGGCACCCGGCCGUGAUGGAGCUCUGGAGGAAUUCCCCCGAGAAAAGCUCACCUUCAAAGAGAAGCUGGGAGAAGGCCAGUUUGGAGAGGUUCAUCUAUGUGAGGUAAGAGGAAUGCAGGAUUUUAUGAAUAAAGAUGGGAGUGGUCCGUGUAAUGAGCCCUUCCUUGUAGCUGUAAAGACCCUUAGAGAGGAUGCAACCAAAAAUGCAAGAAAUGACUUUCUGAAGGAGAUCAGGAUCAUGUCAAGGCUGAGGGACCCCAACAUCAUUCGGCUGCUGGCCGUGUGUGUGGAGAGCGACCCUCUAUGCAUGAUCACAGAGUACAUGGAGAAUGGAGACCUCAACCAGUUCCUCUCCCGCCAUGAACUUCAGACUUCAACCACUGACCGCCUGCAUGUAGCCACCAUCAGCUUCCACACCCUGAUCCACAUGGCCACACAGAUUGCCUCGGGCAUGAAGUACCUGUCAUCCCUUAACUUUGUGCACCGUGACCUGGCCACCCGUAACUGUCUAGUGGGGACGAACCGUACCAUUAAGAUCGCCGACUUUGGCAUGAGCAGAAACCUGUAUCGCGCUGACUACUACCGCAUCCAGGGCCGAGCCGUGCUUCCCAUCCGCUGGAUGUCCUGGGAGAGCAUCCUCCUGGGCAAGUUCACCAUGGCCAGCGACGUGUGGGCCUUCGGCGUGACGUUCUGGGAGACGCUGAUGCUCUGUAAAGAGCAGCCCUACUCGCAGCUCUCAGAUGAGGAGGUGAUCGAGAACACGGGCGAGUUCUUUCGCGAUCAGAACAAACAGGUCUACCUGCCAAAGCCUGCCUGCUGCUCUGAUGCAGUUUACUGUCUCAUGCAAAGCUGCUGGAUGAGGAAUGCCAAAGAAAGGCCCACCUUUCAGCAGAUCCACAGCACUCUGAUGGAAUGCCAAGGUUAUCUGCAUACUGACUGAUGAAUCUGACAUCAGAAAUGGAUUCCACAUUUACACAUCCUUUAGCUGAUGCUUUUAUCCAAAGAAACUUACACUUGUGACCGAGUACAGCUUGAGCAAUC